AUGUCGUCCAGGGCAGAUGUCGAGAAGCAAAUCAAGCGAAAUCCACAUCCAGAUUUCAAGAAAGUGGAAGGUAGCCGAGCUCCUUGGGACAAGUCGCUAGAAUGGAGCUUGAAGCAAACAGUCAAACCUGAUUGGAAAUUCGGAGAUGGUAGCAAUGACGGGGGCGCAUGUCUGAAGGUUCCACAUGUAGAAAUCGAUCCUUAUGAGGAAGGCCGACCCGCAGUUUACAAUUACAAAUUAUUGAUUUCUGGCAUCAUCCCGCGUCCGAUUGGAUUCAUCAGCACGAGAUCGAAAGAUGGAUCUAGCACAAAUCUUGCGCCAUUCUCGUACUUCAAUAUGGUCAAUCACGAUCCUCCAAUGUUUACGGUAGGGUACGCUGGAGGAUUCGAUAACGCGAAAGACUCUUUAAAAAACCUGACAGAGUCGGAGGAAUGUGUAAUCAACAUUAUUUCCGAGCAUUUUGUAGAAGCAGCCAAUGCAACCUCCAUCAAUGCGCCAUAUGGUGAGAGCGAAUGGGCGCUGAGCGGUUUGACACCUGCUUCUUGCACAACCGUUAAAGCGAGCCGCGUUCAGGAGGCAAUCUUCUCAAUUGAAGGAAAGUUAAAUAGCACCCAGGAAUUUGAAUCUCGCGCCACCCCAGGAAAGAAGACUGGUGUUCUAGCUGUCAUUGAAGGUACACGCUUCUGGGUUCGAGAAGACGCCAUUAACGAGGAUAAGAACAUCAUUGACCCAGCUAUUUUGAAACCAAUCAGUAGGUUGGGUGGUAUUACGUACGGCCGAACGACCGAGGGGCUCGAAAUUCCUAGACCAGAUUAUAAGGAGACGGUCGAGAAUAAUGAGGAAGCUAAGAAGUUUGUGAAAGCGAAAGUUGAUGGUCAAUAA
This is a messenger RNA of Glarea lozoyensis ATCC 20868, 882 nucleotides long. Its product is annotated as FMN-binding split barrel. NCBI's taxonomy places the organism in Eukaryota, Fungi, Ascomycota, Leotiomycetes, Helotiales, Helotiaceae. Gene Ontology annotation, molecular function: FMN binding. The transcript is spliced from 3 exons. Bases 1 to 882 code for a protein of 293 amino acids. The record is from RefSeq and is a predicted model, not a curated record.